UAAACAGGAAGACUUCCUUUUCCCUUUUUCCUACAUCAAUGCUUAUUUAAAGUCUAUCAGGAAUCCUCGCAUUCACAUAUGAACUACUGCAGAGAUAUUUUAAAACAGAUCUUUGGAAAGGUAAAGCGGUGAAAAAGACCAGAAGAGCCAAGAUGGCUUCAAAGAUUAUAAAAGAAGAUGUACAGCUGCCAAAAGACUUUCAAAAAUGUCUGGCAUUUGUGUUAUACAACGUUUUUUCGAAAGAGGAAUGUGAAGAAUACAUAAAUAUUGCAGAGAAAAAAGGUUUUGAAGUGGCACUUCUUAAUGCCGGAGGAAAUAGACAAGUAUUAGCCACAGAUAUAAGAAAUAAUUCAAGAUGUAUAUGGGAUACCACUGAAGAGGUUGAUAAGAUAUGGAAAAGAAUCAAAGAAUAUGUUCCUGAUGUAUGGUGUCACAGAGAGGUGAUGGGAUUGAAUGAAAGAUUAAGAAUUCUUAGAUAUGAUCCAGGCGAAUAUUUCAGACCGCAUUAUGAUGGUAUGUAUGAACGGGAUAAUGGAGAGAGAAGUUAUGUGACUGUCCAGAUUUAUCUGAACGAGGGUUUUAAAGGUGGAAGUACCACAUUUUUAGGAAAUUAUACAGAGGAACGAGUUGAAGUUGUACCAAAAACAGGUUCCGUGCUGGUUUUUGAACAUCCUAUACUACAUGAAGGAUCUGAACUUAUUGCUGGAAGAAAAUAUGCAAUAAGGACUGAUGUAAUGUAUUCAUCUAAAAUAUCAAAACCAAAGAAGGCAACGGAUUCAGAGACAAUCGCAAGCGAAUCAGACACUCAGAUUUCACAAAACACAGAGACUGUUCAAUCAAGUGAUAAUACUAAAACGAAGUCAAAUUUUCUCAGUGAACUAUUUGGGUGAAAUGUUUUUGACAGAAAGCUUCUGUGAUUUUAAGAUUCACCCUUCUUCUUGUUUCAUUGGUUCAGUUUUGAGUUUGGUUAAUAUCUGAAUCUUCUGGCGAAAGGGUAUGCAGUACAAAAAAGCGGAAGUGAUCAGAGACUUAAUCUAUUUUUUUAUAAUAGUUUAUCUUUUCAAAGUAUAUUCAUAUUCUUUUCGUAUCAGUGAAACUGUCUUGUAUUCGUGUUUUUUUUUAUGUUUUUUGCAAUUGUAUUUUUAAUUGUGAAUUGAUAAUCAAUUCUGUGAUGUUAGGUUUUUUUUAAUGUUACUCAUUGUUUAUGAUGUUGUUAAUUUUAAGCUCAAUGUUUGUUUUGUUAUUUAAUUAAUUUAUAUAUCCAAUGUUAUAUUUAAGUACACAUCUUUAAAAGUUGUUUCUAUUACAUUAGAUAGAAGUAAGUGUAUUGUCAACUUCGUUUUUAUUGCUUUAUAUUAAAGUAAAAAUUUGUGUAAA
Mytilus californianus (California mussel) is the source of this 1377-nucleotide messenger RNA. RefSeq lists its product as uncharacterized. Lineage: Eukaryota; Metazoa; Mollusca; Bivalvia; Mytilida; Mytilidae. The transcript has 7 exons. The coding region runs from base 153 to 890 and encodes 245 amino acids. Gene Ontology annotation, molecular function: procollagen-proline 4-dioxygenase activity; iron ion binding; L-ascorbic acid binding. Gene Ontology annotation, cellular component: endoplasmic reticulum. The record is from RefSeq and is a predicted model, not a curated record. Gene Ontology annotation, biological process: peptidyl-proline hydroxylation to 4-hydroxy-L-proline.